GACAUGGGUAAUGACGUGGAAUCGGAACAACGCCGCGAUGGCACUGUGCGUCCUUGGCACCGCCGAGCUCGUUUCUGCUAUCGCGAGCUUCCAGCGCGGGCUCCACGGCGACACGCUCGAUCUCCUGCACGAGCUCGACGUCGUCGAUAUCCCGUUCGACUCGGACGCGAGCCUCGUUGCUAUUGCCGAGACCCUCGCGACCGCCUUUGCCAGCGUCCACCGCACCUUUCUGCCAUGGCUCGCUCGCCGCGGCCAGGCGCCGUUCGCCCACGUCUGCCACGUCAAGCACCUCCGCCACGAGCUCCUCUACUUUGCGCUCGCGUACGGCCGCGUCGACAUCAUGCAGCACCUCGCCAAGACGGCGCGCAUUUUCUUGUCGCCCGCGCGCCUCCAGUCGCUCGCGUCCUCAACUGCGUCGUCCGAGGUCCCGUACGCCAUGCUCCGAUCGAUGCGCGACGGGUUCCGGCCGCUUCGACUCGACGUGUGCAGGAACGCACUUGGCGUCGCCUGCGUCCUGGGGCACCUUCCGCUCGCCCAGCACUUGCUCGAGCACCGGAUCACGGGGCGCGCAUGGGAACCCUCGAGCGCCGUAGCGAUCUGUUGGAAAGGGCACCUUGACGUCGCGCGAUACCUGUGCGAGCACGCGUACGCAGGCUUUGGCGCUGACGCCGCCGCGGCUGCCGCUGGCAACGGCCAUGUCGAGCUGCUUGUGUUCCUCCUCCGCCACACAAGAGACGAUGGCAGUGUCCUGGAUGCUGCGCUGGUUGCUGCGGCGAAAUUUGGCCGCGUCGACGUCCUCGCCGCACUACAUGACGCCUUAUGUGACAUUGCGCUGGCAGCGGUGCCCGCCAUCACAUACGACCAAGUGGGCGUCCUGCGCUUUGUCCUCGCGCGCCAAUGCGAAAGCGUGCCUGCCCAAGCGCUGGAGCACGCGGCGACGCUCGGACGCCUGGAUGCUGUGCGGCUAUUACACGAGUUUGGCCUUGUGAGCCACCGACAGCAAGCGCUUCUCGCCGCCGUCGCCAACGGACACGAGCCUGUCGUUCGGUACUUGUACUCAGGUGCGGCGUCCGACUUGAGCACGGCAGCAGCCAUCAAAGUGGCUAAGCGAGCCAAGCAACAAGAGGUUCUGCGGUACCUCAAGACGCAACGGACUGACGACUGCCGCGUCCAAUGACAAGAAAGGUGUUAUGAGUGUUUGGCCGAUCUAGUAUAUGUUCAAUUAGCACUAUAUAGACGAUAGAGGGACGA
This is a messenger RNA of Saprolegnia diclina VS20, 1251 nucleotides long. RefSeq lists its product as hypothetical. Gene Ontology annotation, molecular function: protein binding. Bases 11 to 1177 code for a protein of 388 amino acids. The transcript has a single exon. NCBI's taxonomy places the organism in Eukaryota, Oomycota, Saprolegniomycetes, Saprolegniales, Saprolegniaceae. The record is from RefSeq and is a predicted model, not a curated record.